AUGGAAAUCCCUCUGGUCUGUAACAACAGCCGCCUGGGCCGAGAAUGUAGGACAGCCUUGACCCGUGAAGCAGUUGUGACAACAUGCUCGCACAUUUUCUGUAUCGACUGCGCUGAAAAGACCGGACUUUUGGGCCCGAAGUUUGACCAGCGUCAUUGUCCUUGCUGCGAUUGCAACCUCCCCAAGCCAGAUGAUGUUGAUCGAACCCGACUGGAUCCUACUGAUGACUACAAGACACUUGUUCUGAGCGGGUUAGACCCUCCAACCAUCCUCGACAUAGCUGCGAGGGCGGUGUCAUUUUGGCAGAACCAAAGUGCACAGGAGAUGAUAUGUCAGCACCUUUCAGUGAAGGAUAUUACCGAGCGCAACAGUAUUCUUGAAGCGAAGUUGAAGAAGGCCUACCACGAAGCCGAUAUCGAGUUCGAGGCUGGACAAAAAAAGAUCAAUGAGCUCACCGCUGAGCUUCGAGAAUUGCGUAGACGAUAUGAUGAAUUGAUCAGGGCUUAUCGAGAAAAGGACCGCAAGCUCAAUCAAACCCAGAAACUAUACAGUACCCUCAAACAACGAGCCCAGGCCCAAAAUAUGAUCCCCUCUGCUACAUUGAAUGUAUCGAAAGAUGUCGAGCAGACAGUGCAGUCGAUCGAGAGCGCGCGACGGUCCGAUGCAAGGUUCCUCAAACCAGAAUUACCUCGUCAAGAUCUUCGGACUUCGACUCUGCUGAAGAGGACACCUCAACCAAUGGAUGGCACACAGAACAGUGUUGAGCUUCUUACCCACCAAAGAUCUGGAAACAGUGUCGCAGGAUCUAUUCAAGCAGAGAUGUCGUACACACGCGCAACUCCGGGAUUCAACCUCGCGACCUUUGGAAGUUCAGGCACGCCUUUACGUCGGGAAACCCUUCAGACGAACACUGGCACUUCCAUUGAUGGUCGGCCGCAACCUCCGAGCACGGUUGCAAGGGCUAGUACUGGGCCAGAUCAACAUGUACCAGGCUUUGUCAGACGACAGUCUCUUCGUGGUAGCAGGGAAUCGAUUUCGAUGCAGAGCCGUACUGGAACUUUAUCUGGUGCAAGGGCUGGUCGACCUGGAACCAUUGAGCCGAGCGACGUGGGGUCCAAAUUUGAUCAAUAUGCUGACAAGUUUUAUCAUCCUCCGAAACCAUAG
Messenger RNA from Exophiala oligosperma, 1164 nucleotides. RefSeq lists its product as uncharacterized. Gene Ontology annotation, cellular component: synaptonemal complex. Gene Ontology annotation, molecular function: ubiquitin protein ligase activity. The record is from RefSeq and is a predicted model, not a curated record. The transcript is spliced from 6 exons. Lineage: Eukaryota; Fungi; Ascomycota; Eurotiomycetes; Chaetothyriales; Herpotrichiellaceae. The coding region runs from base 1 to 1164 and encodes 387 amino acids. Gene Ontology annotation, biological process: reciprocal meiotic recombination.